GGCGUUUCCACGCAGGGGCCCCGGCGGGGCGAAGGGGGAAGGCCGGCCAGGCACAGACUUCCCAGCCCGGGCAGGGGGGAGGGGUCUGCGAGUGGGGCAGAGGCGCCCUCACCCGCCCACGCAAGAGUGGGGAGGCUCUGGACGUGGGGCCCGGGCUCCACCGGCCUAGGGACAGCGUCUCCCGUGUUGGCCCCUCUCGGAGCGGUGGCGCUGGCGGCACAGAUCGCUUCCCAAGGAUUCUGCUGGGUUAACAACUGCGGGCUUCAGCUGGUUAUCCAAACCUCAUCAGUGGCAGAGAGAAAUAAACCAUUUGAAUUCAGGAUAAAUAAAGACCAGUCGUCUUUCCACAACAGGCUCCUGCAACAUGAUCUGGAAAAAAACUAUUCAGGAAAACAAGGAGAUGGAAGAUUUUUGACUCCCUUGGUGCGAAAUAAGCAGGUGUAUGUUCCAGUAGCAGCUAAUUUGGCAGACCUUUCUGGUCUGGAAUUGAAACAAGGUUCAGGCUAUCAGUCUGCAUUUGGGGAUUCUUCUGUUCAUACUCCUACAAAAUUCAGAACCCGACAGGGCUGUCAUAGUGCUGGGCCAAGUGUUUCAGACAACAUACAUUUUGGGAGCAAUUCGUCAGUAACAGCAUUUCCCAUUCCGCAUCGUGUGGCUGAUGAGAAAAUACUGAAUUCUGAUAGGUUAACCCUUGAAAGACAAAAACUGACAGUUUGUCCAGUUAUUGAUGGGGACGAGCAUCUUCGCCUGUUGAACUUCCAGCAUAACUUUAUAACUCGGAUCCAAAAUAUUUCUAAUCUACAGCAUCUUGUUUUCUUAGAUUUAUAUGAUAAUCAGAUAGAGGAAAUAAGUGGGCUUUCAACUCUUAGGUCUUUGCGUGUUCUUUUGCUGGGGAAGAACAGAAUAAAGAAAAUCUCUAAUCUGGAGAACUUGAAAAAUCUUGAUGUUUUGGAUCUUCAUGGAAAUCAGAUUGCUAAAAUAGAAAAUAUCAAUCAUUUGGGUGAACUCAGAGUGUUAAACCUUGCCAGAAAUCUUUUAAGCUACAUAGAAAACCUUAAUGGACUGGAUUCACUGACUGAACUUAACUUGCGUCAUAAUCAAAUCACCUCCAUGAAAGAUGUGGAUACUUUGCCCUGCCUCCAACAUCUGUUUCUCAGCUUUAACAAUAUAUCUAGUUUUGACAACAUUCUGUGCCUUGCUGAUUCCUCAUCCCUGUCUGAUAUCACUCUUGAUGGAAAUCCAAUAGCUCAGGAGACAUGCUACAAGAACACUAUUCUCCAUCAUAUGAUGCAGCUCCGACAACUAGAUAUGAAGAGAAUCACGGAAGAAGAAAGGCGCAUGGCAUCUGUUGCAGCAAGAAAAGAGGAAGAGAAGAAGCGGGAAAGCCACAAACAAAUGUUGCUAAAGGAGAAGAAACGAUUGACAAUAGGCAACAUUGCUCACCAGUGGGAGAUUCAGCAGAAUCGAGUUGCUCUUAUAACUUCUUCAGAUCAAGAUAAAAAAGACAGUGACUCCUGUCAGAUUAAUGGCAGUGCCGCAUAUGUAUUUCCUGAAGAAACCAGGUCUCUUGAUACAAUACUGAGUGAUGCUGUACAAGGCUUGUCUGUCCUUGAUUCUCACUUAGUCGAAGUGGAAGGAGACACUCUUUACUUGUAUGGUUCUGGAGCUCUGGAAUCUCUGGAUCGAAACUGGAGUGUACAGACAGCUGGGACUGUCACCACAGUCUCUUUUAUGUUCAUAGAAUUUGAUGAAAUUGUUCAAGUGCUGCCAAAAUUGAAAAACAGAUUUCCUAAUUCUGCGCAUCUGAAGUUUAAGGAGACAAAUAUUCUCAUGUUGCAGCAGUUUAAUGCAUUAGCACAGUUGCGUCGCAUUGAACAGUUGACUGUUGACCCUCAGGGAAAUCCAGUUGUUCACUUUACUCUGUGGAAAUACUAUGUUCUGUUUAGACUGAACCAUUUUAACCUGCAAAAGAUAAAUGGAAGUGAGGUUACUCAGAAUGAUACAAUAAUGGCUGAAAGGCUCUUUGGCAUUCUUGCAUUUGUGGCAUCUUCUGAAUUGCCCCAAUAUCGCCUGCUUUCACUACUUGGAGAAUCCAGGAAGAAACAAUUCUGUUAUCUGCUAGAGGCAAAGGGGAAGAAAUCUGGUAUUGUUAGUGAAGAAAGUAAUGACAGCAGAAGAGUUGGAGGAGAAAAUGCAAAUCGAGCUGUACUGAAUUAUACCACAAAGGACUUUCAGACAGAAAAGUUUGAGGAAGUCAAGGAGAGAAAGAACUUUUGCCAGACAUACAUACAAGACUUAGUGAAAGAAGCUGCUGACAUCAAUAUGAAAAAUGAGUCUCUGCAGAAGCUAUGGCCUCAGAUGUUCAUUGAGCUUGUCAGGGAUGCAGUGAUAGAAAUACGCAAUAAAAAUUCCUACAUGAAACUCUGCUUACACUAA
Molecule: messenger RNA, 2436 nt
Organism: Pelodiscus sinensis (Chinese soft-shelled turtle)
Lineage: Eukaryota; Metazoa; Chordata; Testudines; Trionychidae
Source: RefSeq, a predicted model, not a curated record